Messenger RNA from Saccostrea cuccullata (small rock oyster), 2883 nucleotides. Its product is annotated as double-strand-break repair protein rad21 homolog. Gene Ontology annotation, molecular function: protein binding; chromatin binding. NCBI's taxonomy places the organism in Eukaryota, Metazoa, Mollusca, Bivalvia, Ostreida, Ostreidae. Gene Ontology annotation, cellular component: cohesin complex. Bases 98 to 2104 code for a protein of 668 amino acids. The record is from RefSeq and is a predicted model, not a curated record. Gene Ontology annotation, biological process: replication-born double-strand break repair via sister chromatid exchange; sister chromatid cohesion. The transcript has 11 exons.
AGUGACGCCAUUUUGGACGCAAUUAUCGUCUGGAAACUGUAGCAGUAUCGAAAUAGAUGAAAUAAUGAUCUAGUGGAAAUAUACUGCACACAGCACAAUGUUUUAUGCUCAUUUUGUCUUGAGUAAGAAGGGUCCUUUGGCCCGAAUUUGGCUGGCUGCUCACUGGGACAAGAAGCUCACCAAAGCUCAUGUGUUUGAAACCAAUAUAGACAGCAGUGUGGAGGCAAUUAUGCAGCCUAAGGUCAAACUAGCACUGCGAACAUCAGGCCACUUGUUGCUGGGAGUGGUGAGAAUUUAUUCCCGUAAGGCUAAGUACUUGUUAGCUGACUGCAAUGAAGCCUUUGUGAAGAUUAAGAUGGCUUUCCGCCCUGGAGUGGUAGACUUACCAGAGGAGAACCGCGAGGCUGCGGUGGCUGCCAUCACACUACAGGAGAACUUCCAUGACUUUGACACCACUCUGGCUGAUCUCAAUGAUCUUGACAUGCAUGCUCAGUUUUCGGUCAAUCAGAGUCGCCCAGAAGACAUCACAAUGAGAGAGGAUCUCUCUAGUAUAGCCUUUGUGGGGGAUGAUGGAUUUGGAGAUGUUGGCUUUGAUGAUAGGGAGAUCCUAAGAGAUGACUCUGAAAUUGAUGACUCCUUGUAUACCAAUCGCAGCAGCAUUCGUCCGGUGGAAGCCGAGGAGAAAACUCUGAACGAGCACACGUCUGAGAAACCAAUGGAUGUGGAUUUGAAUCCAGUGGUGGAUAAUGACGACUUUGGAGGGGCAGUGGACGGGGGAUUCAUGGAUGAUGACCAUGAGCAUGAUGAUGAUGAUGAUGAUGAUGGAGGAUUUGGAGGUGGGGUUGAUCAGGAAUUCUUCGGCAAUGACUUUAUGAAUGGAGGAGGCUUGUUUGAGGAUGCUCCUUUACCAGUGGGAGAAGUCUCAAUGCCAGCUCCUCUGGAAGCUGAAAAGCCAGCAGAAGAUAAAGAUGCUCAGAAUAAUGAGACGACCAACACAACAUCAGCUACAGAGCCUACCAUGAUUCACAACGCCCCGGGCACGUCAGGGGAACAAACCACACUGAUCAACAAUGAGGAGGAAGCUUUCGCAUUACCUCCCUUAGAUGCUACACUCUUCCCUGGCGCUGAGAAGAAGAAGAGGAAAAGGAAACUGAUUGUUGAUGAACAGAAAGGGUUCCCUAGUGAGACAAUGAAGCUACAGUUGUCAGAUACCUCGGACAUCAUAACAACACUAGAUCUGGCCCCACCUACCAAAAAACUGAUGCACUGGAAGGAAACGGGAGGUGUAGAAAAGCUGUUUGGACUUCCAGGACGAGCCAUCAUAUCCAAAACUGCUUCUAAGUUGUUCUCUCGGAAUUUGAUCACUCGUCAAGUGAAGGAAGAAGAAGAGUCAGAUCAGGAUAAAUUAGAUCUAGAGGCUACUGAAAUUCUGAGGGAGGAACAAGAGAGAUCUGCAGCACCCAUUCAGGAAGUCAGUACUAUCAUAGAGGAACCAUCAGUUCUGGAGGAAUCCACGGCCAGCACUCGUUCAAAACGCCGGGAGAGGCCGUCCCUGAAAUCACCCAAACCCGUACCUACCCCUUCGCGGGAGCCUGACCUCUCACUGAACAACACAACAAAUCCACAGUUCUCCAACACCUUCACAGAGGCUCCGGUAGACUUACCUGGGGGACCACCUUCCCUGCUGAACCCUCAUCUGGAUCCCUACGAGACAGAGCCGCCCUCUAUUGCUCCGUUCUCUGUGCCCCCUCCCAGUGUCCCUCCCCAAUCUGUCCCCCCUCCCUCAGUACUGCCACACGAUGCACCGUCAUUCAACGUAGAAGCAGAGGUUGACAAUGACGCCAUGCCAGAAAAUGAAGAACAAGAGGAAAAGAGAUGGACAAAGAGAACUCAGUUAAUGCAGCAUUCACUGGAUGUAGCAUUUAGAUACAAGAACACUCUCAGCUUUAAAGAAAUGUCUAGAAACUUGAACAGAAAACAGGCAUGCUCAAAAUUCUAUACUCUGUUAGUUCUGAAGAAGUACCAGGCCAUAGAGGUUCAGCAGCCGCAGGAGUUUGGGGACAUUUAUAUAGACAAAGGUCCAAAGUUUGGGCUCAUCUGCUGAGGUCAUUCAUAUAUAUAGUAGUACUACAACACUUUAUCAUGUAUGUUGUGUGACUGGUCAGAAAGUACAUAUCUAUAAUGGUACAGUGACAUCAUUACUUAAAACCAUUUGUUGUCAAGUUUUUUUCUCUCUCAUUUUUCUACAGUUAUUGAACUUUUAUAUGAACAUAAACCAACAAUGUGAUAUUUUUGGAAUCUGUUUUCUUAAUUCAUUACCCUUUCAUCAAACCUUGUAUGGUUAGGUUUUUAAAUAUUUUAUUCAAGUUUAUUUUUUAUGUAAAAUAAUUAAUUGCAACAUAAUAAAAAAAAAAAAAUUUGAAGCUUACAAAAAAUCUGUGUACAUUAUACAGAGAAAGUGUUUUAGGAAACAUUCAUAAUGUAUAUUUUGACAAAUAAGUGUUAAGAGAUAUGAUUCAAUGUAAUGAUUUAGAUAAUUACAACUUGUCAUUAUAUUUAUUUUAAUGCAGUUGUAUAUGCGAUUAGGUUACAUUAACUUUGUACAAUUUCUGAUAGACAAUGCAUUGUUAGUGGACAUCAGUGGUGUGUUAUAGGCAAUGUCUGCCAGCACACUCCACACACACGAAGGCAGCUUCAUCUUGUCAGAGAGAUGGUUUUCCUCAUCAUCUCAUUUUAAUGUCUGUUUUAUUUGACCCAUGUUUUAAUCUGUAUGUAUUUUAUCUUGUCUAAUUUUAGAUGACAGUAAAUUUCUGUAUACAUGUAUAAAGUAAAUUCAAAGACUUCAAACAUCGCAUUGUGCAAUAAAUACUAAAAAUGCUGAUA